ACCUGCCCGCCGGCCUCUGCUGGGGGAGGGAGGGAGCGGUCUGGACGGGGACCAGCGCUGGCCAGUACUGUUGCCGGGACACCGAGGGUAGUCUUUGUCGCUGUCAACAAUGGCCCCACAGGCCUGCUAGGCAUGAGCCCCUGGGGACCCAGAGGCAGACAUGCAGACCCUGCGGCAGGAGGCUGACCGGCCCUAUGUCCCCCGGGGGACCCUCGAAACAGAUUUCCCAGCACCUCUGUUCAGCGAUGACUAUCUGUCCCUGGAGGGUCCCCGCUGGACACCGGCCAUCAGGCAGGCAGUGCGCUGGAAGUACGCCCCCAUGGGACGCGACGCAGCGGGCCAGCCGUGGUACACCGGCCUGACCAACUCUGAGUCUCGGGAAGCCUGGUACACGCUCCCGCGGGCCCUGGACAGCCCGUACCGGGAGGCCUAUGCCCGCUGGCACGGCUGUCACAGCCACUGGGAGCGAAGCAUGCCCUCGGCCUACACCCAGCGCCUCCGGGAGACCGCCUGGUACGACCCUGUCCUCCCUGCCCAGUACAGGGUCCCCAGCACGCGGUGGGGGAGUGUGCUGUGGACAGACAGACCCUUCCGGGGCAAGGAAUACGUGGUCACCAGGCACCAGUACCAGGCGGAGCCGCCAUGGCAGGGGUCUGACUACGUGCCGCUCCUGUCGGCACCCCAGCGCCCGCGCUACACCGCACAGAACCUCAGGUGGUGGGACCUGGAACCCUACUGCCCCUCCACAAACCAGCGGCCCCCACCCGUCCACACACCCAUCCACGGAUAAAGUUCAUGCUGCCCAACGCCACCCUCUGCAGCCCCCCUCCGUGCAGCCCUCCACCUUUGGGGACCCUGGGGACCUUGGGUGGUCCAGCCACCAGCCAACACCCCGGUGACCCAAACUUGGGCCAGAGGCAGGCAGACUCAGGAUGUCUCAGCUGCCCUCUCCCCACUCUGGACUGCGGGCACACAGCUGAGGCCACAGCCCUCACCCACGGGUGGCUCUUUAUUAGUGGCCAGCAGUAGCCUGGGCGCAGGGCAUGGGACUUGCUCCUCCCCACCCCCGCCUGAGGCUCCUGUCAGGCCCAGUGACCACACCAUGGCCGAGGGGACCUGGC
This is a messenger RNA of Lontra canadensis (Northern American river otter), 1121 nucleotides long. RefSeq names its product chromosome unknown C19orf71 homolog (gene TEKTIP1). The coding region runs from base 161 to 790 and encodes 209 amino acids. The transcript has 4 exons. NCBI's taxonomy places the organism in Eukaryota, Metazoa, Chordata, Mammalia, Carnivora, Mustelidae. The record is from RefSeq and is a predicted model, not a curated record.